Acytostelium subglobosum LB1 is the source of this 3651-nucleotide messenger RNA. RefSeq lists its product as hypothetical. The record is from RefSeq and is a predicted model, not a curated record. The coding region runs from base 1 to 3651 and encodes 1216 amino acids. NCBI's taxonomy places the organism in Eukaryota, Evosea, Eumycetozoa, Acytosteliales, Acytosteliaceae. The transcript is spliced from 2 exons.
AUGAGUAGUAGCACAGGCACAGAUUCAAUGUCUACAACACCAGUCAAAGUAUUGGGUGUGUCCAAUAGGACACCGACUAAAGCGUCAGGCACCAAGAAGAAGUUAAACACGUCAUCUGCAGACUCGACACCAGUGGCACUGUCCAAGUCAACUCUUGGCAAAGAGAACAAAACAGAGAAUCUAGAUCAUCUCGUCAGAGCAGUGCGCGAGAAUGAAAAGAAACGAAAGAAUAGAGCAUCAAUGGGCCGUGUGAGCUUUGCUAAUACAGUGGAAGUAAGGUUCUUUGAGAAACACUUGCAGAGAAAGAACUCUUUGGCAGACGCUGGCACACCACAAAAGUCGCCAUCAAAGUCACCACAGAAGAAGUCAACGACGGCAUCAUCAUCACCAUUUGGCAAGGGUCCAAAGGCCCCCCUGCAGCUCCAGCAACUGCCACAACCACAGCAACAACAACAACAUAAUCAGAGCAUGGACGAUGAUGAUGGACAACAGACGAUGGAGUUAACGGCAACAUUCCCCGGCCGCAUAUUUGUACCAUUCAUCCGCGAUGAGGUGCAGCCACUAUGCAUCUGUGAUGCCUCUGUCAACAACAAUAGCAACACCAGCAUGGAUAUAUCGGCAAUGUCCAUGUCAAUGGACGACACUUCCAUGUCUAUGACGCUGCCACGCAUCCCCACACUAGGCUCCAUCCUGGACCUGGAGGAGCAGGAGGAGAAGGAGAGGAACCACACAUCAGCCAGACACGAGGCCAACGACGAAGAAGACCUAUACACAUCCAACAUCAAAUCCCCAGUUCACAAGAGGACCAAGGGUCCGGCCGGACCGAUGCCCCCACGCCAGAUGCUCGCCGCCGAGGACGAGGACUUUAACGAGAUAUUCAAACACCCAGUGACGCCCAUCAAGUCGUCGACCACCACCACAACCACGACGACCAGCAGCUCGCCCAUCCCGACUCUGACCGACCUGUACGAGGAGGACAUGACUGGCAACUUCAAGGACAUCAUUGCCAAGUUGGAUAACGCGUCAUCACAUCAUUCAUCGGUUGCCAAUCAUCAACUCGAGGACUCUCGCGAGUAUCCCGAGCAAGACCUCACCACCGAGUUCCAUCUGGCCAAUGGCACGCAGGGUGCGGGCGGUCGUCUGACCAACCUGCUGGACACAACCAGCGAGAUUGUCGUUGAGGUCUUGCCACCAGUCGAUCACGUGAUGGACGAUGGCGAUGACAAUGCCGGAGAUAUGUCAAUGACACAGGCAUUGGGUCACAUUGUCCAGAUGGGUACUGCUCUCAUUCCAGCUCCAACUCCAUCAGAGUCCAACUCAAUCAACAUGUCCACAGUAUCCAACAACAAUCUGUCAACUGUAUAUAACGAACAACAAGAGAGCACUGAUGUGAAUGUGUCACAGCAGCAACAACAAGAGCAUGUCGAGAAGGACAUGACCAUCACAAGAUCAUUCGGCGAGAUAUUGAUGAUCAACAAGAGACAGUCCAUUGCCAAUGGACGCAUCAAGUCCGAGACGCCAACAACCACAACAGUCCCCCAGUCUAAUCACGUGUGGGACAUCUCUGGCGACGUGACCAACAACCUGCGCAGUCUGAUCACACCCACAAAGACCAUCGACAUCAAGCCACAGGCCUUCUCCAACACCAUCGUCGACGUGCCUCCAGCAUCAUCUGCUGAUGUUGCCAAGCCACAGCCACUGACUGUGAGUGGUCGACCAGGAACCAUUCCAGCCACCCAACCCCAACCCCAAGCCCAGCCAUCACACCAGCUGGGCAGCUUCUUCCAGUCCAACUCGGGCGCGGCAAGUGUACUGGCCGACUCAACCAUUACCAAGACACACACAAACACUGAGAUCCAGCAUUUGAAGCAGUACACCAGCACACCAUCAUUCACACAGUAUGAUGGCGAGGACUCUUUCAUCUAUGGCAAGCUCAACUUCAACCGCAGCAACCUCAACAGCAACAACACAACAAUCACAGGCCGACAGACCAGCAACAGUAGCAUCCUGAGCUCAGUCAUGCCACCCCCCGCCACCAUGAUCGAUCACAAGUCCACCGCAGGUUCCAACCUGUUGCCACCCACCACCACUACCACAACCACCACAGCAACUACUGCGCCACAACCAACUACCAAGCCCGCACAAGACACUUACGCACCGCGCCCCAUGGCCAACGAGUUUGACGCGUCGUUGUUUGGCACGACUUACAACAACAACCGCGCGCCCAACCCAACGAUGGAGAGCGCCUUGUUCACACAACAGCGCCAAUCGAUGAUGCUGGAGGACUUGAUGAGCAUGCACGAUCGAUCCAUGUCGGUCGUGUCGGCCGUCGCCAAGACUAUCACAUUCAACGAGUUCCUCUACCUGUCAAACUGCCGCUUCAUGGACGACUUCUCGUCCAAGUCGAAGCGCGCCUCACUGGUCGGCAUGCAGAUGACCGACGGCACCGAGGAGUGCGAGUUGCGCACGCGCCUCAUCAACUCAUACUGUCACUAUCGCCAGAUGAUGUCAUAUCGCGCCGGCUACGAGCAGCUUCAACAGAUGAUCACUUCGACGACCGAGGCCAACCGCGUGGCGGAGGAGCGCAUGAACGCCAACAACCCGCCAAUCUUCCAGGUGGUCCAGCGCUCGACCAAGGACGACCUCAUCUCCAAGCAGCACAUGCUCAAGAAGAUCAAGAACACAGCAAAGAUGGGCGCGCAGGCCGGCUACUCACAGUGGCGCUGCGACCUCGAGCGCAAGGUGUGCGAGGAACUCACAGCGUCCAAGCAGCAGCUGUCUGGCGACCUGGUCGCGCUCGGCCACAACACCGAGCAGCUCAAGGAGACAGAGAUGGCGCUUCUGGUCGAUAUCCAGCAUCUCAAGACUGCCGAGAAGAGGCUGCACGAGCGCCGCGCACUGCUCGUCCAAAAGAUCGAGAGGAAGAGCAACGAGACCGAUCAACAGCUUCUGAACCAGUGCGUUGGAGAGCAGGACAAGCUCGCCAAGCUGGCCACGCUCACACACUGGUCCAUGGCACAGUGGUCCGGCGCCAACAUCACAUUCAGCCACCGCCAAGACGACACCACCACAGACAAGACCUCGCGUCCAGUAUCCAACAUUGAGUACAAGGUCACCUUCAAGCUGGCCAACAACAACACGAACCAGAUCCUCUCAGCCAAGCUGACGCGCACUUCCCGAUCGUUCCGCGUCGCCAAUGGCAGUCUGGCCACACUCGAGUCACGACUGAUCGAUCAGAUGGACCUGCAAAAGACCGUGUUGGCCAAAGUGUCCUCGAUCAAACACGUCAAGGAAGCAUUGAUGACAGUGUCCGUGUGCAUUGGUCGCGUGAGGAGACUGUGUGAUGAGCUCAGACAGUUGGAGACCUUGUACAACCUACGCGCCAACAUGUCGUCCAGCUCGUCCAGCACGAGCAUGCUGGAACUGGACGUCAACAUGUUCAACUCCAAGGCCAUGAAGAAGAUGACUGUGAAGCUGUUGGUGUCGCCAUCCUAUCCCAAUGGACCGGUUCAAUACUCAUUCGAUACACUGCUUGGAACCAUCAGUGAUGAUCAAGUGCGCAGUGUACUGGACACACAUGUAGUCAACAGUAAUCGACGUGGAAAGAUCACCAAGGUAUUGGAAUUGUUAGACAAUGUCCUUUCCAAUUAA